This is a messenger RNA of Dunckerocampus dactyliophorus (ringed pipefish), 1839 nucleotides long. RefSeq names its product insulin receptor substrate 2-B-like. The record is from RefSeq and is a predicted model, not a curated record. Bases 154 to 1716 code for a protein of 520 amino acids. Gene Ontology annotation, molecular function: insulin receptor binding; phosphatidylinositol 3-kinase binding. The transcript has 6 exons. Lineage: Eukaryota; Metazoa; Chordata; Actinopteri; Syngnathiformes; Syngnathidae. Gene Ontology annotation, cellular component: plasma membrane; cytosol. Gene Ontology annotation, biological process: insulin receptor signaling pathway.
UAGCGCUUCGGUGCACCUGAGCGACGUUGGGACAUGGCGGCAGAAAACUACUUUUAAACCUUCUUAAUUUGAGUUCUACUAGUAAAUGAAACCUCCCUCGCCGACUUACAGGUGUAAUGUUUAUAUCUGUUAAAAUCAGGUUUCCCCCUGGAUAUGAAGGAGACGGUUGACCGGCACAAGAGGACGGCUUCCAGCUCCACGCAAAUGCGGUCCUCCUGCGUUGACAGUGAGCUCGGAGCCCAGCUCGGAGAUGGCGAGCCGGGCCAUCACGUCGGAGGGCAGGUGACUCCCUUCGCUUCCUAUGAGAAGCUCCACCGCAGCAGCCGGGCCUCCAUCCCUCUGGUGGGAACCCUGGUGACCUCCCGUGGGCAGCAGAGCGAUGUGGUCAAACAAGGCUACCUGGGGAAGCUCGACAGGAAGCACAGGAGAUAUUUUGUCCUCAGAGAGGGAAGUCACACCGGGCCCAGUCGGCUGGAGUGGUACAAGUCUCAGGAGAAGUUUGCGGCCGUCGAAAAGUCUUCUGGGAAAGCUGCGCCGUUUGGGCCCAGCAGGCAAGGGGUGAUUUACCUGAGGUGCUGCAUUGGCGUGCGCUGCCCGGGCAGCUCCAGGAAAGGCCUCACGGUGGCGCUGUAUGCUCAGGAUCAGACGGUGGCACUGGUGGCGGAGGACCAGCAGGACCAAGAAGGCUGGUAUGGGUCCAUCAAGAAGAUGCUGACGGAAGAGCGUGAGGAUGAAGAGCAAGGGUGCGAUGAUGUUGAUGAGGAUGAUGGCUAUUGCACUCUGCCGCCCGCCGCCUUCUUCCGAGAGGUUUGGCCCGUCUCAGUGAAACCUCGAGGUCUGGGUCGCUCCAAGUGUCUGGCGGGGGACCUCCACCUCUGCCUCACUGCCACCUGUCUCGUCCUGGUCCAAGUGGCAGCGUGCUGCGAUUCACCCCCCAUCACAAUACCUCUGCUCAGCGUCCGUCGCUUCGGCCACUUGGACGGCUCCUUUUUUCUGGAGCUUGGCCGGUCGGUGCCGAUCGGUCCCGGAGAGAUCUGGCUGGAAGCGAAGGACCGAGGAAACACCGCCGUGGCUCAGCGCAUCCACGAAGCCGUCCGAGACGCCGUCCGAGUGCUGCGGGUUCUUCCGGAUUUCGGCCGAUCCCCCGCCACAAACCACGGUCAGCUCCCGGUGCCUAAGCGCUGCAGACCCAAAUACAGAGACAAGUCCUCACAAGCCAGACCAGUUGGUUCCGUUCUCACACAAGCGCCCACACGCAGCGAUGUUGAUCUCCGCAAAGCCAGCACAACAGAACCCGAAUGUUCCCCCGGCAAGCGUGACGGCUCCGUGGACGUGAUGGCGCAGCCUGGCAGCGAGGGGACGUGUGAGGAAGCAGGGCGAGGAUACGUGAUGAUGUCACCGCAGGCCGGCCGCACUUCCUCUGCCCCGCCUCAGGAUGAAUACGUUGCCAUGGCGAGCCCGCAAAAACACAACCGGCCAGCUUUCGUUUCCCCGCAGACGUCACUGAACAGGCGCCAUCACACCCACAACCCGCUACGGACGCCCCCACCCUCUGGCUCCACUUGUUGUCCUGGGAGGUGCGGACAGCCCUCAAGACCCGUGUCUCCGUCCGUGCCAAGCCGCUCUCGUCGUCUCCAAGCGGAAGUGGAACGGCUCGCCGGGAGAAGAUCUCAAUUGUCAUCGUGUCUGCCGUCUUGUCUGCAAGCUGAUGGCUGAUCCAGACGGCGACUUUGUCAACUUGGAAGUAAAGCGUAUGCAUAUCAACCUUGUUUGUAUGAUUGAUCAAUGAAGUCAUGGACAUUUCACUGUACAAAUGAAUAAAAGACACCUGAAAGCAAG